This is a messenger RNA of Paramecium tetraurelia, 1173 nucleotides long. RefSeq lists its product as uncharacterized. The record is from RefSeq and is a predicted model, not a curated record. NCBI's taxonomy places the organism in Eukaryota, Ciliophora, Oligohymenophorea, Peniculida, Parameciidae. The transcript has 7 exons.
AUGAAAUUUUAUAUUGCAUUAUUAAUUCUAGUCGUGUAUUCCCAAUAGGAUAACAGAUAAAUCUCCCCUGAGGAUUAAACAUUUUUAGAAACAUUAUAAAAGGAUUAGUUUGGUUUAAAUGUAUUAAAUUCAAUUCAAACAGAAUAUUAACGAGAUUAAGAUACAAAAGCAUAAUUAAACAGAAUUGAGCAUUUAUUGAACGAAAUUGAGUAGUAGAUUGCAUAAGAUUAAUAAAAUGAUUUAGAACUCGAAUCAGAAGCUUCUGAAUAAUAUUAUUCGCAAUUACUUAGUCUAGAAGAAUAAAUUGCAAAAUCCCAAUAUGAUUAUAGCACUAUUGGAGCUCAAAUUAGAUUAUAUUAAGAUGAAUCUAAUAGAUAUGACAUAUUAUUGGAUGAAAAAGAAAACAUUAUUGAUGAAUAUUAAUCAUUGUCAACUUAACUAGAUGAAAUUAGACAAUAAGAACGUGAUCAUUUUGAAAUUGCUAGAGAUGAUUCAAUAACUGUUUGCAAUCUAUUAAAAAGAGCUAAGUAUUUGAUCAAGUAAUUAAUCCCUAAGACUACAGUGUUGGUUUAACAAUCAACUAAUAUUAAUCAAGAUUUUUAAUAAAAUGCUGACUUUUUAUAAUAAAUAAAUUAAUUAUAGAGAGAAGCUUAGGAAUCACUCUAAAACAACUAACCUUUCUUGAAAAUAAUUACUGAAUUUGUUAAUGUUUCAACAUAAACUGAAGCAGUCGUUAACACUAAAAGAGUUAAUGCUAUUGUCAAUCUUCUUUAAUAACUCUAUGAUUAAAUAGAUAAAACUAGUAGAGUUUAAUAUAAUGCAGAAGACGAUAGAGAUCAACUUCAUUCAAGAGUGAAAAAUUAAAUUAAUGACUAACUACAUUCAAUUAAUUUAUAGCUUGCAACCUUACAAAAUUAAUAGGAUUCAAUCAAUGCUUAGAUUGUAGCUGAGUAAUAAAAUCAAAAGGAUGAGGAAAAGAGGCUAGCAAAUUUAAAGUAAUAAUUAUUAGAUUUAUCUAAAUGUUCUGAUGAUACUAAAGUGAAUUAUGGAGUUAGAUAGAAAGAAAGAAAAGAAUAAUUAAAAUUACUCAGAUAAGUCAGAUAAGUCAUGUUGAAUGAUUUUGAUGCCAUUCGAUGUUAUAUAGAAGAUUAUUUUAAUAAAGCUUAACGUUGA